Funneliformis geosporum is the source of this 387-nucleotide messenger RNA. Lineage: Eukaryota; Fungi; Glomeromycota; Glomeromycetes; Glomerales; Glomeraceae. The record is from the annotation of a GenBank genome assembly.
AUGGGAGUUUCGAAUAUUGGAGAAGAAAUUAGAGAAUUUUUAAGCAGAGGAUUAUAUACUACGAAGCAAAUAUAUCAAAAAUUUCAUCACGAGAGUGUAGAUAAAGAGAAGGCUUUGCCGAGCUCCUCACUCAAACUAUGGCCACGAAGUGCUUUCGAUUCCCAGAUUAUUUUUAUACCUAGUGGCAGUGCAGCUUCAGAUACACAACGACUCGACAAACAACUCAGAGUAGAAGACAUCGGAAACAGGGAAGAACGUUCACAGAAAGAACAAGAACACUUCCAUGAAAACUCCCUUCGAGGUUUCUUCAUUCCACUAAUGAAAGGAGCCCCCGCUCGAACUAUGGCCACGACGAGCUUUCAAUUCCCAGAUUAUUUUUAUACCUAG